Messenger RNA from Phlebotomus papatasi, 1620 nucleotides. RefSeq lists its product as uncharacterized. Lineage: Eukaryota; Metazoa; Arthropoda; Insecta; Diptera; Psychodidae. The record is from RefSeq and is a predicted model, not a curated record. The transcript is spliced from 4 exons. The coding region runs from base 128 to 1420 and encodes 430 amino acids.
GGUACGUUGCCAUCAAAUCAGUUGACAUUCCGCCGUGGUCAAGACAACAGGCAAAGCUAUACGGAAUAUUUCACAAUACAAAGUGCUAUUCAUUCGUACUGAAUUAAAAAAGAAAAUUGUGUGAAACAUGGCAGAGACGGUACAGAGCAAUGGAUCAGUAGGGAGCGAAAACAAGGAACCUGCAAAGUUCAACAAGGAUGAACUUACACCACCGAGUUUUCUCAAUGAAGAAUAUUUUCUAAAUGUUUUGAAACAAGUGGAAAAUGAUAAGGCUCUCACGAUAACAAAAUUCGAAAUGAUUCCGGGAACAAAACCAGGAGAUCACUUUGCCAGUAUUAUGUUCAAAGCUAUUGUCUCCUAUACCUCACGGGGGAAGACUGUGUCUUCAAGAUCUUUGGUUGUAAAAACGAUGCCCGUUGAAGAAGGAAUGAAAAAGGAAAUGUUCACUCAAAUGCCUAUAUUUGAUAGAGAGAUUUACAUGUAUACAAAGGUUCUUCCUGAAAUGAGUAGACUCAUGGAAUCUAUAGGAGAUUUUGAAGAACUUGCUCCUAGGAUGCUCUACCAUAACACAGAUCCUCUAGUUCUAAUUUUUGAAGAUAUUAGUAAGUUUGGAUAUGAAAUGAACAACGGUUUCCUGGAUUUCGAUAACACUGAAAAAGUCGUUAAGAAAUUAGCUAAAUUUCAUGCACUCUCCUUUUACAUGAAUGAUAAUAAAUAUUCCUACAAGCUUGAUCUCCCUAAGAACGAGGGUAUAAUGAUUACAGAACAGACAAUCGAUAAGAUGCAAAUGCUCGCUGAUGGAUUGCAUUUAAUGAAAGAAGAAGUCGAAACAUGGCCUGGAUAUGAGAAAAUUGCAGAAAAGAUUGAAGUAACUAGGCAUACAUUCUUAAGAAGACUCUUGAGCGUGUACAAACCUAAUCCCGAACCCGGAUUCAAUGUGCUCUGUCACGCCGACUUUCACAUCAAAAAUAUGAUGUUUAUCAAAAAUGCCGAAGACAUUGAUAAGAUAUUCUUGCUCGAUUUCCAAAUGUGUUUCUGGGGAUCACCUGCUGUUGAUUUGCUGUACUCUCUCUACGCAGUUGGAAAUGCUUCAGUACGAGCUCGUAAAGGAGAGAUAAUAUCAACUUAUCAUGAAAACUUCACUGAAUACCUUGAACGUUUGGGAUGCCUAAGAAAAGGCCCUACUCUACUGGACUUGAAUAUUGAAAUGCUGAAAAUUGGUCUCUUGGAAGUUCUUUUGGGAUUGUGCUUUUUGCCUUUCUUCUCCCUUGAUUUUACAAAAGUCGACAUUGAUCAGAUCAUGGAUCCUACCCCUGAGAAUUUGGCCAAUAUGCAGAGGAUGGUUUAUAAAAAUCCAGAUAUUGUUUCAAUUUUGACAGAAGUUCUACCACACCUAUUCUUAAAGGGACUUUUGGAUUAGAUUCAUUUACUAUUUAUUCUGUAAACUAUCAAUUGUUUGUAAAUAAAUUGAGGAAAGUAGUUAGGGUAAAAUUCAGGGAAAAACACAAUAUCUAAUAUAUUUUCAAAUGAUUUAAGACAUUUGGCUAAAUUGUCACAUAUAGGAAAAUUGUAAAUAGUUUAAUUCUAUUGAAAUAAAUCACAAAACUCAAACUCUAGUCA